This is a messenger RNA of Trichoderma harzianum CBS 226.95, 1014 nucleotides long. RefSeq lists its product as hypothetical. Gene Ontology annotation, cellular component: extracellular region. NCBI's taxonomy places the organism in Eukaryota, Fungi, Ascomycota, Sordariomycetes, Hypocreales, Hypocreaceae. The coding region runs from base 1 to 1014 and encodes 337 amino acids. The transcript has 3 exons. The record is from RefSeq and is a predicted model, not a curated record.
AUGCCCCUCGACAAGCGAGCCCUGGAAGUCCAAUGGGUCACUGACAUUGUCACUGUCACUGUCACCGUCGACCCCUCUGCUAGCGCUGCCGCUGCUGCUACGCCAACCGCUGGUGGAGUUUUUGUCCAGAACGUUUCUGAGCAGCCAGCCGCCACUCCCUCUCCUCAGCCCGCAGCUCCGGCUCCCAAGCCCGUCUAUGCUCCUCCUCCUCCUCCGGCUUCCCCGUCUCCCAAGCCCGCGGUGACUCCACAGUCUGUUCCCCAGGCAGCUCCUCAGCCGGCUCCUGCUUCGUCGGCACCGGCCGCGGCUCCUAAGCCUGUGAUCGUUCCUGUCGAGUCUCCCGCCCCGGCUCCCAAGCCGUCACCAUCACCGACCCCCGAGGUUGUCGUCGCCAAGCCUUCUCCCAAGCCUGCGCCUUCGCCUUCUCCUUCUCCUAAGCCUGCUGCUGCCUCCCCUAAGCCUGCUGCCUCCUCCCCUGCGGCUUCGGCUCCCGCCUCUGGAAACGACUACAGCUCCAUCGUUGUCAACGAGCACAACAUUCACCGUGCCAACCACUCUGCUCCCGAUCUGGCUUGGGAUACUACUCUUGCCGGAUAUGCCCAGACCAUUGCCGAGGGCUGCGUUUUCGCUCACGACAUGACCCAAGGCGGUGGUGGCUACGGCCAGAACCUUGCCAGCUGGGGCUCCACUGGCGAUAUCGAUGACCUGCAGCUCGAGUCUGCUCGCCGUGGUAUUACUGACCAGUGGUACAACGACGAGAUGGAGAACUGGACCUUCUUCGGCCUCGACAACCCUCCCUCCGGCUCCAACCUGGAUGCUUGGGGUCACUUCACCCAGCUUGUCUGGAAGUCAUCCACCAAGGUCGGAUGCUACACCGCCAAGUGCCCUGCUGGCACCGUCCUCUCUAUGCCAUCUUGGUACACUGUCUGCAACUACGGGGGCCCAGGAAACUUUGGUGGCGAGUACGCUGAGAACGUUCUCCCUGCCCUGGGCCACCCCACCGUUACUAUCUAA